AUGGAAAAAACAUCUGCAUUACCUCCAAAUAGAUCCAUUAGUUUGCCUUCUAGAUUACAUCCCACUUCUCUUCGGGCUGAGGCUGAGCUAAACAAGUUACGAGUGUGGGAAGCAAGAUUGUCUUCUUCAUCCGAAACCCUAACAGCCAAAAACAUUCAAACCGGCCUAGUUGGUUUAUCGGAGGUGUAUAGAUGCGUGGAGGAACUCGUUUACUCUUCCCUCACACAACAAGCUCUUCUUAGCCAUGGGAAAGUAUUAGAGCAUGCGUUAGAUCAUUCAGUUAAACUGCUUGACACAUGUGGGGUAGUUAGGGACGCUCAACGGAAGAUGAAGGAACACGCCCUACGACUUCAGUCGAGUCUCCGUAGAAGAGGUACAGAAUCUAGGUUUGAAGAUGACCUUUCUUCUUACAUCAGGUUGAGAAAGAAGUUGAAGAAAGAGGCAUCAAAGUGCAUUAGAUCAUUGAAAGGUGCAGAAAGGAAGUUUACCCUUGUACCCUUAUCAAAAGAUUACCAUCUAGCAAUGGUAGUGAAGGUGCUUAGAGAAGUGAAUUUGAUGACGUCGCUUGUUUUACGGUCUCUCUUGUUGUUCUUAUCAUCACAAGGGACUGCUAUCAAGAACAGGCAUGGCAGGUGCUCGUUUAUCGCAAAACUGAAGCCAAAGGAGAAGGUAAAGAAGAUCAUAAAUGAGAUGAAUGAGGUGGGGAGUGUUGACGAUGCCCUCUACCAUGUUCUACAUGGCACGGAGGAAAUACCAAUGGCACAUAGAAAGUUAGAAAAUCUUGUAAUUAGUAUAGAUUGUAUAGAGGCAGGACUAGAUGUGGUUUUUAGACGAUUGAUUCAAUAUCGAGUCUCAAUCCUUAAUGUACUCACUAAAUGA
This is a messenger RNA of Cynara cardunculus var. scolymus (artichoke), 879 nucleotides long. RefSeq lists its product as uncharacterized. The coding region runs from base 1 to 879 and encodes 292 amino acids. NCBI's taxonomy places the organism in Eukaryota, Viridiplantae, Streptophyta, Magnoliopsida, Asterales, Asteraceae. Gene Ontology annotation, biological process: shoot system development; root development. The record is from RefSeq and is a predicted model, not a curated record. The transcript has a single exon.